Castor canadensis (American beaver) is the source of this 550-nucleotide messenger RNA. RefSeq names its product RNA polymerase II, I and III subunit F (gene Polr2f). Gene Ontology annotation, biological process: tRNA transcription by RNA polymerase III; transcription by RNA polymerase II; transcription by RNA polymerase I. Gene Ontology annotation, molecular function: DNA binding. NCBI's taxonomy places the organism in Eukaryota, Metazoa, Chordata, Mammalia, Rodentia, Castoridae. The record is from RefSeq and is a predicted model, not a curated record. Gene Ontology annotation, cellular component: RNA polymerase III complex; RNA polymerase II, core complex; RNA polymerase I complex.
GUAGACGUGUGGUACUGCGCGAGGCGGCGGCGCGCUGUUUGGGGACUGCUUGCGGGUUGGGGUUCCCAGCCCGGUUGCUGCGACUAGGGCGUUAUGUCAGACAACGAAGACAAUUUUGAUGGUGAUGACUUUGAUGAUGUGGAAGAGGAUGAAGGGCUUGAUGACUUGGAGAAUGCUGAGGAGGAGGGUCAGGAGAACGUUGAGAUCCUCCCCUCUGGGGAGCGACCACAGGCCAACCAGAAGCGAAUCACCACCCCAUACAUGACCAAGUAUGAGCGAGCUCGCGUGCUGGGUACCCGAGCGCUCCAGAUCGCGAUGUGUGCCCCUGUGAUGGUGGAGCUGGAGGGGGAGACAGAUCCUUUGCUCAUCGCCAUGAAGGAACUCAAGGCCCGAAAGAUCCCCAUCAUCAUUCGUCGCUACCUGCCAGAUGGGAGCUAUGAAGACUGGGGGGUGGAUGAGCUUAUCAUCACUGACUGAGUUGGAGCUCUUCCUGAUCACGCCCAAUUUUGAUGCUCACUUUAUACAUGUAAAUAAUAAACUGUUGAACCUU